GAGAUAUUUAAAUGCUCACAGUGUUUGCAACAUUGACCUCUUGGGACAAGAUGAAAUUAUGCAUUAGUUUACUAUGCUAGCCAACAUUGUGUGAAACUAUGUACUAGUGAUCUACUAGUAUUACAGUGGACUUGUGGGGAUGGGUAAUUGUUAAGUCAUGUAGCUUUCAACAUGCUCACUGUGGUUUUUGUGGAGUGCAAGUAGGGGAAGAGUAGGACCAUAGCCACUGUCUUUAGCCAUAUUAUACAAGGAAAACAACAAGGAAAUUGAAGUGGCUUGUAUAGUCAGCAACUGCAGUGUUUUCACUAGCAUACCUGUCAAUCUCUUCAUGUCUUUCUCUCCUCUUUUGAUAAUAAGUUUUGGUGGGCAUUUUAUUUUUAACUUUCUGUUACUAAAAUUUAUCAAAGUAAGGAAGGGAGUUGAAAAAACAGUAGGAAUUUUAUGGAGUCUAAUGAUUUUCUGAGUCUUUUGAGAAUGUCUCUCUGAUCAUUUUCUUUUUUGUGCCUCAAAAGCUUCAUCACUACUUUGGGUGGUUGCUUGAUCAACCUUUACUUUUCCAAAAAGUUUACUUGUUGGGUUGUACUGUUUGUUACCAAUUUCUCUAUUUUGCUUUGACUAUGUGAAAUCUACAAUGAGUUGUUUUUUUCUUUACCCAAGAUUCUUUUUUAUGUGAUCUGGGUUGUGCCCAUUUUAUCCCUGAGAAGGUGGUGGUACCAUUUCUUGAACUAUCCAGUGGGCCUUUACACCACAUGGGAGUUGGGACUGGCCAGUGGCCAUUGAUGCACUCGAGUAACAGUUUAAAUAAUGUGACUUUCCGGAGACACAGGGAGGAUCUGCUCAAUAUGCUUGACCACUAUGAAAGCAGGCCAAGGUCAUGCCUUAUUCACUGCAGAAUGUUCACACUCCUUCCACUUCCAGUGCAUUACAUCCAAUGUAAAACAUGGUAACCAGAUCUGCCCCAUUUGUCGAGCAAAAUGGAAGGAAGUUCCAUUCCAGAAUCCUGCUUCUGAUCUCUUUAAUAGACGGUCUAGAAUUAGUCGUGGUGUUUGGCCUCAAGAUGAUGGCUGGAUGAAUGUUGUUCCACAGAUCCCUCAUCCUCGUUUUGAUGCAAAUCGGCAUAGCGCUCCGCUCCUUCAAGCCCAUGAGCCAGGUGUGUUUGAUGAUGAUGAACUUUUCGCCCCCCAAACUGAGGAUACUGCUUCACAUGAAAAUACUUCAACUGAUGACCGGUCUAUUGGAUCAAUAGAAAUCGAGACAUAUCCUGAGGUUUCCGCUGUUGCAAGAUCAGCAUCUCAUAGUAAUUUCAACGUAUUAUUACAUCUAAAAGCUCCAGUUAAUGGUGGAGAGCAACGCUCUGAUGCAGACCAGGCAAAUCCACUUUUAAUUUCUCAGAACUCUCGUGCGCCAAUAGAUCUUGUCACUGUGCUUGAUGUCAGUGGUAGCAUGGCAGGUACAAAACUUGCUUUGCUAAAACGAGCAAUGGGAUUUGUCAUACAAAAUCUAGGACCUUCUGAUCGUCUUUCAGUCAUUGCCUUCUCCUCUACAGCUCGUCGCCUCUUUCCUCUACGUAGGAUGACAAAUGAUGGAAGGCAGGAAGCACUGCAGGCUGUUAAUGCGCUAAUUUCAAAUGGUGGUACCAAUAUUGCGGAGGGGCUGAGAAAGGGUUCCAAGGUUAUGACAGACCGCAAGUGGAAGAGCCCAGUCAGUAGUAUUAUACUAUUAUCUGAUGGGCAGGACACGUAUACAGUAUCAAGCCCCCGUGUUAAUACCCAUACUGCUCAGCAGUCACUUCUCCCAUCGUCUAUGCGUCGUGAUAGUGGUGCAGGCGCCAACAUUCCAGUCCACUCAUUUGGUUUUGGUGCAGAUCAUGAUGCUGUUUCAAUGCACUCGAUUUCUGAAGCUUCUGGGGGGACAUUUUCUUUUAUAGAGGCAGAGAGUGUGAUCCAAGAUGCUUUUGCACAAUGCAUUGGAGGGCUUUUGAGUGUUGUGGUGCAGGAACUCCAAGUUGUAGUUGAUUGUGUUCAUCCAACUUUGUAUCUCAACUCAAUAAAAGCUGGAAACUAUAAGACGAAUUUAACGGCUGAUGCUAGAACGGGAUUCAUAGAAGUUGGGGAUCUGUAUGCUGAAGAAGAGAGAGAUUUUUUGGUGGUACUCGAUAUUCCAGUUGAGAAAUGCACUAAUGACAUGACUCUGGUAAAAAUUAAAUGUCAUUACACAGACCCUAUCACAAAAGAAUCAGUGACUUUGGAAGAACUUAGGAAUGUAGUGAUUGAAAGGCCUGAAACUACUGGAGAACUUUCAGUGUCCAUGGAAGUGGACAGACAGCGAAACAGGCUUCACGCAGCAGAGGCAAUGGCAGAAGCACGAGCUGCUGCUGAACGUAGUGAUUUAACCGCUGCAGUGUCAGUCCUUGAGCAUUGCCGCAAUAAGUUGUUAGACACGGUGUCAGCCCGAGCUGGUGACAGGCUGUGUGUGGCAUUGGGUGCUGAACUGAAAGAAAUGCAAGAGAGAAUGGCGAACCGUCGUGUCUACGAGUCUUCAGGAAGAGCUUAUGUCCUUUCAGGUUUAAGCUCACAUUCAUGGCAGCGGGCAACUGCAAGAGGUGAUUCCAUGGAUAGUACAAGCCUGGUGCAUGCUUACCAGACCCCAUCAAUGGUCGACAUGGUCACUCGAUCCCAGACAAUGUUUUUUGGCAAUCCAUCAUCGCAAUUUACAGCCAGACCUGCUCGGUCUUUCUCAACACAACCACAGCCAAGGUAACUGGCGUAAUUAUCAUUGAAGUCUUCUCGAGUCCUCGCCUGUUAAGAGUGGUUCGGAAAAGUGGACAACCUCUUGUCAAAUGCAGGUAGAGAGCUACUGGAAGACUUCUGUUUUGCAUUUUCAUUUCAUAAGAAUGGGUAUGGGUAUAUUUCCUUGUGUACAUGAAUAAGAUUAGGGGAAGGAUUUACGAGGAUAAUUGGUGGAUAAAGGACAAAUGGGGGUUAGGAUUUACAAUCAAAACAUGGGUUUGUGUAUAAGAGAAGAGAAGGGGGUUUUUUUUUGCUUUGGAAAAAAGUUUGGUGCAAUGCCUUAUAAUUGUGGGGGAUACUGGAAAAAUUCUUCUCUUGAUUCUUUUCGCAAGUCUCUGCUUAUGCUGCUGCACUUGUGUAUAUUUUGUUUUUCAAGAUUUGAAAUCUCUGCUUAUGAAUGUUGCAAUUGUGUAUAUUUUUGUUUUCAAGUUAUUAAGGCUUAAGCAUGUUUCCCA
Messenger RNA from Daucus carota subsp. sativus, 3244 nucleotides. RefSeq names its product E3 ubiquitin-protein ligase WAV3-like. Gene Ontology annotation, molecular function: metal ion binding. The record is from RefSeq and is a predicted model, not a curated record. The coding region runs from base 856 to 2760 and encodes 634 amino acids. NCBI's taxonomy places the organism in Eukaryota, Viridiplantae, Streptophyta, Magnoliopsida, Apiales, Apiaceae. The transcript has 2 exons.